UCAGUAACUGAUCCCGCCUUGAAGCCUUGGGUGUCAGUCGGUGCGGACGGCACCCUUGUUGCGACUAUCACUCCUGCCCUUACAUCGAUCAAUGGUGCCGCCACGACGAUCAAUGCAGCACCUGCAUCUCUGACAGAGACAACAACCACAAGCCAAAGUGAUUCGAAGCCUACAGAUGCUUCGAAUUCAGGUGGCGGAGCUUAUUACCCUUGUACCAGUCUCGUAGAAGGCUACAUCUGUUCGCCGGCGAAUGAAUCUACUGUAUAUGUCGGGACAACAUAUUAUGUGACCUGGAAUUCUGAUUUUAUUGGUCACCAAGAUAAGAAGAAUGCUUCCGUAUACGUGAUGGCAGACUAUGUCAAUACUACAGGUGGUCCAAUUGCUUUUCAAUCUCCACCCACGUCCGUCAGUACUGGCUUUUAUGCUUUGACGAUACAGAAAGAAUGGCUCCAAGACCGGUCGUCCAACAAUAUUACUCUGCACAUCAACCUACUUGAUCCAGAACCCGACGGCCAGCGUGUCCAAGGUCCAACUCUGGUGGUGACGAAUGCGCCAGGUCAAUACUAUCGACAACCGUCUACCGAAUCACCAACAGGACAAUCGCUCUAUAUUGCUCUUCCUAUCGCUUUCGGUUUCGUCCUCCUCUGUGUCUGCGGCGGAUACUUUCUUAACAAGAAACACCGUCAGAUCGGGAUUGGAAAUGUGAUGGGUCGUCGAAGUGGUUACGGUGUUGGCAAGUCUCGAGGCCAACGUUUGGGACUUGGCAAGCGAGAAAAGGGUGGCGUUCAAUUACGGGACCAAGUGCCAGGUUCUGAUGGUCGAUACCACGACGCAUCUAUAGGAGAAGAGCAACGCGGCCGACAAGGGGGGAGCGUUCACACAAGAGCAGAUUCGGAUCUGGGAAGCUUGGUGGGAUCACCUACUCCGCCGAGAACGAAUUAUUUCAGGGACGAGAUGAGGCGACAGGAGCGACAGGGAUACUGA
Molecule: messenger RNA, 984 nt
Organism: Mollisia scopiformis
Lineage: Eukaryota; Fungi; Ascomycota; Leotiomycetes; Helotiales; Mollisiaceae
Exons: 3
Source: RefSeq, a predicted model, not a curated record